AUGACGUCUCAAAUGAAUUCCCCAUAUAGUCUACCUUCUCAUAGUGCUUCAAAACUGUCUAGUCGACUACCGCCCGAUUCCGUGGCAUCAAGCUCAACAAAUCUUCAAUCACAUUUCUCAAAUCCCAACGAUUUUAUAACUUAUAUCAUUCCUGAUUUUAAUGCAGUCAAGUAUUUUCAAAAGGAGUUUAUAGCUUCGAAUGAGUUUCAUUUGAUACAAGAAUCCGAAGUCACCGGUUUUGAAAUAUAUUUAGUUGAACAAUGGGUUAAUGAUCGUAACAUUAGUUCUAUCGUCACUGCCUUUACAGGGAAUGAAGCCUCCAAAAUAUCUGUUGUUAGAUUGACAAUAAUUAAGAAACCUGCUAAAUAUUACCCUGUCAGAUUCCAAGAAUAUUUAAAUGAAUUGAUUCAGAACCAUUCAAGAAUGAAAAAAAUGGAAAAGGAUAGACCAAAAAAUUUACAUAGUCGAACAAACAGUGCUGGUGAAAUGUUGACUUUGUCAAAAUUAUCUACAACCCAAUCUUCUCCAGCUCCUCCACCUUCACCAAAGAGAGAAAAUAGCACCGCGGAUUAUACCAAUGAAGUUUGUUUUGUUACGAAUUUGACAUCCUUACCUUCCGCAUUAAAUCUUAUUCCUAUUCCUAGUGGUGAUGUACGUAAAGUUGAAACCCCUUUUAUGGUUAAUUCAAAUUUGAAGAAAUUACAAUGUACAGGGCGUUCUAUUUCAAUGACAACGAGCAAAAUUUCCGAUGCUUCAGAAGAUAAAUUCCGUCAAAUGUAUAAAAUUUAUAAUACAAAAGUACCAAUCCUGUUUGCUGCUAAAGAGUUGGUGAAUAUUGUUCAAACUUGUUUAUUUUAUUUUGAUUUACUAGAUGCAAGAUACUGUGAUGGUUUAUUGUGUGCCAAAACAGAAGAAGCUAUUAUGAAUUGGUGGAAUUUAAUUGGAUUACCCCAUUUCAAUGUAAAACCAAAUCCGGUUAAUGGUAUCUUACCAGCAAGAACAGUGGCUGCUGUGGUUAGUUUAAUUCUUAGUGUUCGAAUGAGAAUGGUAUUAGUUGGUGGAUCCGAUGUUCCUAAAGACCCAUUUGAUUUUGAAAAUUUUAUGCUUGCAAUUGGACAAUUUCAAAGACAAUUUAAGCUAGAUAAGACUAGAAAAUUGGACAUGGAAACUUUGAACAAGAUGUUUACUGUUACCAAUGCAAGAUUAUUACCAGAGAAAAAUAGUAAUUAUUUCUAUUCAACAGCUUAUAACAGUUCUGCAGAUUUCGAUCCUCAUGAUUAUGAAGUUGCACCUGCUAUUUCGGGAAACUCAAAAGGAUUGACAAGUAAUUCAUCUAAUACCACCCAAAAGAGAAGAUAUGGGAAAGAGUUAAAGAAACUUACCAACGUAAUGAAAUCAUCAGUGCUGCCGAGCACUAAAGAUAUCGAUGAUAAUAAUAUUGCUGCACCAAAGGCAACUUCUGGUAGAAUCAGAAACAAAAUUGCAAAAUUUGCUGAUAUGGCAACUCCAUUAGAUGUUGAAACUUUAGAUUUGGAAUGUUUGGUAAAGACUCAUUUAGCAGGAAAAACGUUGAUUCGUUUAUUCUAUGGAGUGCAAAACAAUCACGUGUUUACCUAUUCAGACAGGUCAACAAUCGAUAACAACCACUCUCAGAAUCAGAAUCAAACUCCGAACCUGGUCCAGAAUCAAACCGAAAAGCAUCGCCAUACUCACGGUUCAAGUCAUCUUCAUUUCCAAAAACGUCGUGGUCGUGGUGUGGGUGACGAUUCCAAUGCUAGUCAAUAUGGGUUUGAAAGUUUAAGAGAUAGGAUUGCACAAACUCAGGAGUUAUUGGUUAAUAAUGAUCCAUCAAAAUAUUCACGUGGAUUUAGUAAGAUGAAACUUGGCUUACAAAGUAGAAAGAAUAUAACAAAUACUUCAAAACAAGAUACAACAUUACUAGUUCCUGGUGAUAAUGGUGAUGCUAAAGAAGUGCGUCCGACUUCAAUGGUUGAUUCUUUCUUGCAAAUUCAUAGUGAUAACGCGUCUUUCACAGAAAGCGUUUCUUCAAACACGGCAUCUAUUCCUCCUAAAUGUUCAGUUACUGAUAAUGAUUUUAGUCAUCCUAUUUCGAAGUUUAAAUAUAACUUGAAUAGAAGAAACUCAUACCCGUAUUUGAUCAACAAACACGAGGAGAAUUUGAACACUUUGCUGAUUUCAAAGAAUGAAGUUAGAUACAAUGAGGAUCAAGUUAAUAUUUGCCGUUUGAGACGAAGCAUCAGUUUCUCUGAUGUGGAGGAAGCUGUAUUGUCAAGACAUAUUGUAAAACCUGGAUCCAUGACUAAAUUUUCUCAGUCGUACCUUGAAAGUAUCAACACGUUAAUGAGAUAUGAGAAUUUAAGAACCUGCUAUAUUGAUAGUGAAGCAAAGACGGUACCUCAUAUUAAUAAUGCCACUGUUGAUAAAUCAUACCAAUUAAUGAAUUUAGAAUUGAUCAAGUUGAAGAAUAUUAGACACCAGAUGCAUGCUAAUAAAGGCAGAGAAGAAGGUAUGCAUGAAGAAUUGGACUACAAUAUGAAGUUGUUAAACACCACUAUUGAUCGAUUGCUUUAUGAAACAAGAAUAGUUUCAAAGAGAAUAAAUGAAUUAGAUGAGAAUUUCAAAUUGUACGAGUUGAAACUUCAUGAAGAUUGCAACAAACGAAUGGUUGGGAUCAUUGAUCGAGUGCUUCGUCUGAAGCAGUUCAAAGAAGUCUAUACUAAUGCAGAAGAAAGAAAGAGUAUUGCCGUUAAGUUGACUGGGAAUGAGCAUUAUUUUGAUACUAUCGAAGAGGAGAAACCUAUCAGUUUUCUUCGAUGUGUGGCGAUAUUUGUUUAUGAACUUAUCAUUUGUUUGUUCCAAUUAUUCCAUUUCAAUAGAGAGAAUAUGAACUUGGAGAGAAUUAGGGAAAGUUGGAAAAAAUUAGAUCCCAAUAGAUCCAUCAUCAAGGGAGCUUAUUCGUAUAUUGGUCGUGAACCUUCUCAAGAAAGUAUUGCUUCUCCUGUUGAUCCUAAAUAG
Messenger RNA from Candida tropicalis MYA-3404, 3036 nucleotides. RefSeq lists its product as uncharacterized. NCBI's taxonomy places the organism in Eukaryota, Fungi, Ascomycota, Pichiomycetes, Serinales, Debaryomycetaceae. Gene Ontology annotation, cellular component: Sin3-type complex. The record is from RefSeq and is a predicted model, not a curated record. The coding region runs from base 1 to 3036 and encodes 1011 amino acids. The transcript has a single exon.